AUGCCCAUCUCCACCCGGCUGCGGCGGAUCCUCGCGCAGAGCGGACGGACGACCCAGUGGCGACUGUGCCUUCACCUUUGGGCGCAAAAGCCAUGCGCCGUGGCAGCCGCCGCAGCCAUCAGUGCUUGCGGUCGUGCGGCCCAUUGGGACCAGAGCCUCGCGUUGUAUGACCAUUGGCUGCGGCAUGAUCAACCCUCAGAUCCAGCGGUGCUAAACUCAACCUUGGCUGCCUGCGCGCAUGCAGCACGGUGGGUGCUUGCGCUCACGUUGCUGGAAGAAGCAAAGCGACAUCAUCGGGCAUUUGAUUUGCUUGGUCUGAACUCAGCUUUGAAUGCCUGUGGCCGCGCUGCACGAUGGGAAGUCUCUUUGGCCCUUCUCAUGCAAUUGCAAAAGCAGCGCUUGGCGGAUGCGACAUCAGUAAAUUCAACCAUCAGUGCUUGCGACAGGGCAGCUGUUUGGCAGCUUGCGCUGAGCCUGCUGUACACCCACCGGGCAGACCUUGUUGGUGCUAGCGCAGCGCUCAGUGCCUGUGCCCGUGGUGCUGCUUGGGCAUCAGCUUUGGCAGUGCUGCAUGCUCACCGAGCUAACGCUGUCAGUUUUGGUGCAGCCAUCACUGCGUGUGGCCGCAGCACACGCUGGCGCUUCGCGCUGCAGCUCUUGGGGGAUGCCUUGAAGACAACUUCCCGGGCAUCGUUGGCUUGUUUUAGUGCAGCAGUAAGCGCCUGCGAGCUGGGAGCUGCUUGGGAGGCCGCCCUGGUAGUGCUGUCCAAGGCUGCCAGGGAUUGGCCUCUGGAUCGAACCAUCCUCAAUGCCACCAUCAGCAGCUGCGAGAAGGGCUGGCAGUGGGAUCGAUGCCUUACGUUGCUUCACGCAACAGAUGCUGUCACGUGCGGGGCUGCAGCAGAGGCUUGCGCAUCAGCAAUGCGCUGGGUUGAGGCCCUCUCCUUGGCUUCUCGCGUGGACAGCGUGGUUGCAACAGCAGCCGCAACAAGGGCCAAAGAGGAUGCCCAGCACGCAGUGCAUAGAAGGUCCGGCGCGAUCGGUCGCCGUGCAGAGAAACCACAUAUUGUCAAGGGGCUCAAGGAGCUGUUGCUUCAGCCAUGCCCAACACAUCAACUGCAGGAGACGGUGGGCUUGGAGGCCCACGUGGCCCGCAUUGCCCUGGAAAACAUGGCCAUCGACGCAUUGGCGGAGCCAAGGCUGCAGAAAAGCCAGGGCGCAAUGAAGCUGUUUGCCGCCUUAGACUUGCCCAGCCCCUGGAAGCGGCAAGGUUGGUGCCUGUAUCGGUGCCUGCCAGCACCAGCAGCGAAAGUUGCAGGGUUUGAUUUCGACAAGACUCUGCACUUUGGAGGCACAGCCUGGAAGCUAAGCUCGGUGCAUAUCCCUGAGAAGCUGAAGCGGCUGCAGCAGGAUGGGUACACGGUGGUUAUCUUUUCCAAUCAGCACGGUCCCGGGCGACAACGCACGUUGGAGGGGAUGCGGAAGGAAGUUGAGGAUAUCGUGCGGCGCUUCGAGGACUUCCGAGCCUUUUGCGGAAUGGAGCUCCACAUGUUCGUGGCAGUGGCUCGGGGUGAUAUUGAUGACCCUUUCCGCAAGCCAAACACAGGCAUGUGGGAUCUCAUGUCAUCCCUAUGCAGCUCGCCGAAGGUAAGGCAUAGCUUCUACGUGGGCAACUCUGCAGGGCGCUUGGGAGAUGACAGCGCAGUGGACCGUGGCUUCGCGAAGCGCUUGGGCAUGACAUUCUACAGCGAGGACUGGCUGAACGGAUGA
Messenger RNA from Effrenium voratum, 1770 nucleotides. The record is from the annotation of a GenBank genome assembly. Lineage: Eukaryota; Dinophyceae; Suessiales; Symbiodiniaceae.